Molecule: messenger RNA, 728 nt
Organism: Malania oleifera
Lineage: Eukaryota; Viridiplantae; Streptophyta; Magnoliopsida; Santalales; Ximeniaceae
Product: cyclin-dependent protein kinase inhibitor SMR2
Exons: 2
Coding region: 129-503 (124 amino acids)
Biological process (GO): regulation of DNA endoreduplication
Source: RefSeq, a predicted model, not a curated record
GCAUAUACCAUACAAUCAAGACGCAAGAAUUUUACAUCACUACUCACAUUUUUGAAGCGUCCUGCACACCUCUCUCUCUCUUUCUCUCUCUCUCUCUCUCUCUCUCUCUCUCUCUCUGCACGUCUUCCAUGUCGAAGUAUCCUAUGACCCAACAAAAUUCGCCGGAAAAAGAAAAGCUUCAGGGUUCUAUGGCGGAAGAAGGUGGUAGAGACGAGAAAAUUCAUGACCAGUCGUCAAAGCAUGAUAAUUCCUACGAUUGCCGAACUCCGGCUUCUGAAGAUCACAAGAUUCCGACGUCGACGAUCUGCCCUCCGCCACCGCGUAAACGGCUGCGCAAGAGGAAGUUGCCGGCAUCCCCGCAGUUGCCCAAAAGCCAGCUCAAACCGGAGGAGAUAGAGGAGUUCUUUAAGUCCGUCAUGGAGCCGAGUGAAGUUACAUCGCCGGCGGUUAAGAAGAGAAAAUAUAAAUUAAUCUUUCAGAACACACACAUGAAAGUGAAAUAGAAGUGAGAAAGACCUUAAAGAGCACAUACUCCCGGCAUAUUCAUAUAUGGCAUCUGAAGUAGCAAAAGAAUGAAGACCUCUCUCUUUAUUAUAUUUUCAUUUAUUCUUUUGGGUAUGUAAUAUUUAAUAUGGUCUAUAAUAUCUGCAUCACAUGCAUGACAGGACUAAAAGCUCAAUGACCAUUGAAAAGACUUCGGUCGGCUGACGCCAUGUUUUUGGGCUAAA